Molecule: messenger RNA, 2980 nt
Organism: Rhopilema esculentum
Lineage: Eukaryota; Metazoa; Cnidaria; Scyphozoa; Rhizostomeae; Rhizostomatidae
Source: RefSeq, a predicted model, not a curated record
UGUUGCUAUUUAAAAACAGCUGAGUGUUUUGGAAACCGAUGCUUUAAAAAUAACAAGUAUUGAACAACACCAUCAACCUUUAGUUAGCAAGUGUCCUUUGCUAACUAGUUGAGAACUGUUACUGGAGAUUUUAAAUAAGGUUUCAAAGCAACAAUAUGGAACUGGUUUUGUCAUUUGCCCUUUUUGGACUCUGCACGGUCGCUGUGAAUGGUCAUGGGCGUUUGGUUGAUCCACCAAGUCGUAAUGCUAUGUGGAGAUACGGAUUUUCAAAUCCUCCAAACUACAGCGAUAACCAGCUCAACUGUGGUGGGUUUUCCUACCAUUGGAACAAUAAUGGCGGGAAAUGCGGUGUUUGCGGUGAUCCAUACGGCAAGUCGCAGCCCCACGUCUUUCCUGGUAAAUACGCCAACAAUAUCAUUACCAGAACCUACAAGCAGGGACAAAUUGUCAACGUGAAGGUUCAAAUAACAGCAAACCACAAAGGUUAUUUUACGUUCAAAGUCGGCGAUAUUGGUACUCCUCCCGUUACGGAAGAAAAGCUGAACCAUCUUCUAAAGAUAGCAGGGACCACUGGUACAAGAUACUACCUCCCAGAGGGGUCUAAAAGUGGAUUUUUUGACGUCUCGCUGCAGUUACCAGCAUCUUUAACAUGCGCGCAUUGCGUAUUUCGUUGGUGGUACACUGCAGGCAACAGCUGGGGCACAGGAGCCACUGGUUCAGGUGUUGGAAAGGGAGCUCAGGAGACAUUUGUCAAUUGUGCAGAUGUGAGAAUAGUCAGUAAUGGCGGUGUGACACAACCCACUAUGCAAACAAAGCCUUCGACCAAGAAACCAAUUACCAGCACCACUCAAGAAGCGACCUUGCCACAAACGAGAAUCCAGACAACGACAGCAAGACCAAAGCCCGUCCCUAGUACUAUCAAGCCAACAAUGCCGACGAUUCCCGGUGAUAAAUGUAAAGCUACAGGAAGGUACGCGAGUAUUGGUGCAUAUGAUUGGUGGUGCAAGAUGAACUGCCCUUUGAACUGCCCAAAAUCCCAUUGCAUCUGCACUUCGACAACCAACCCUGGCCUACCACAGCCAAAAAUUUGCAGGGCAGCUGGGGCAUACACAUCUGUUGCAGGUAUGGACACGUGGUGUCGCCAGAAUUGUCCGGCAUUCUGUCCCAAAACUCACUGCAUGUGUUCUUGAACUUGAAGAAGACAUUCUAUUUCGACCAAUAAGACCGAAUACAUUUGCUAUUAAUAAUUCACUGAAAUCUGACUUUUCUAAGAUACCAUUUACUAACGUAAUGAGACACUGAAUAAAGGGUUUUCAUUCAUUUAUUGCUUUAUAAUAUCCGAAGUAAAGAGCAUAAGCUUGUUAAUGAUGGCUUAUAGAGCAAAACUAUAGUGAUUACUUUUUCUCUUACUGUCGUUGCUCUAUCCAAAGAGCAUUUCUAACCGAUUUCGAAAUUGUAUUCUUUAAAAAGUUAUUAUAUAAGAUUCAACCUUUUAUCCAAAUCUCCCUCUCUACCUUUUGUCAAACCUUCCUCGCUACCUUUUGUUCAAAUUUUCCUCUCUACCUUCUGUUUAAAUCUUUUUCUCUACCUUUGUUCAAAUCUUUCUCUCUACCUUUAGUCCAAGUCUCCCCCUCUAACUUUUGUCCUAAUCUUCCUCUCUCACUUUUGUCCAAAUCUUCCUCCCUUACUUUUGUCCAGUUCUUCCUCUUCACCUUUUGUCCAAAUCUUCCACUCUUAUAUUUGUCCUAAUCCUCCACACUUACUUUUGUACAAAUCUUCCUCUCCACCCUUUGUCCAAAUAUUUCUCUCUACCUUUUGACCAAAUCUUCCUCCCUUACUUUUGUCCAAAUCUUCCUCUCCACCCUUUGUAUUAAUCUUCCUCUCCACCCUUUGUCCAAAUCUUUCUCUCUUAUAUUUGUCCAAAUCUUCCUCUCUACCUUUUGUCCAAAUCUUUCUCUCUACCUUUAGUCAAAAUAUUGCCCACCAAAUUAAAAAAUUAUUAAAGUCAGUUGUGUAAGGAUACACAGUAGAAAAAUAAGUUUGUAAUGAUAGGACAUUAUAUUGUUGCCAAAUGGGAGACCCUUAGAAGUUAAAAAGGCGUUUUACCAAAAAGUUUGCUUUGGGCCGACCCUACUUCUUCUAAAAUCUGUACAACAUAGAACUGCCUCUAAGUAAAUAGCGAACCUACUUCUUAGAUCGGUAUUUCAAACACAUUUUCUUACUGAAUAUAAAACGUUUAGACAACGCUGGUGCAAAUUUUCACACUCAAGGCUCUUCUUUGAAUGAAGGAUACACCCCCUCAGAGAAAAGUCUCAAAUUCCAAGAAUAAUCUCGUUCUCGUUUACAUCUCAUUUGCGAUCAAAAAUGGCUGUCGGAGCACAUGGCUCACAUGGCUGGAUAGACGGAUAUGCCCAAAAAUUCUCUGAUUCCAAGGUACUUUUUUCUAUAACUAUUGUUAUUUCAACUUGUUUGCUAUACUAAUGUUAAUUAAGUUUAAAAAUUACCUUUGUGUUUCCUAAAUUCAAGUGCGAUUUUUAUAAAUAUAGGUUUAAUGAUUUGCAAAAUUUGUUAUUGUCUACCACACUACACACUUGACCAGCAAUGCAGACAUACCUUGAAAUGCCGAGUUCAUUUUUCUUUCUACCUUUUCAGUUGAAGGAUUGACUAAUUGACUCAAUUAGCCCGAUGAUGACUUAAUCUAUUCGAAAUGGGAUUAAGUGAAAAUGAGUGAUAAGGCUGCUGCUGUUUAAGAAUAUUUUUUUAGCAGCACCCAACCUCUAAAGAUCUGAAAAGCACCAGCCAUCCUUGAACCUCAAAAAAGUGCUGUUCAAGUAUUUGAUAUCUACCCUGGAAAGCGAGCCAAUCUCCCCUGCUACUCACCAUUCGAGUGAAGUGGCCUUUAAAAUGUUUGUUUUUUCUGUUUUUGUGUUGUGAUAUCAUUACUCUGAGGCUGGGAAUAGGGGGCCCUGGGAAAAAACAG